AUAACUGAUAAGUGCCAAAUCUAGUAUCUACGUGGGUGGAGCUGCUGCAACAACUUCAUCUUCAAACUUCAAAGACGUAAUAAUAAUCAAUGAUUCUGAGAUUUUGAAUCAUUGAAUGAAAUCAUAUCAAAAUGGAAUCAUACUAUUUAGAUAUUCUUAUGAUAAUUAAUCUUAUACUUCAUUCAAUAGUUUUGACGAAUUGUUCUGUUGGGAACUUUGAAAUCAUAAAAGGGAUCCCAAUAGAAAGUGCCAAACUAUAUGCCCAUGGCCAGGACUUCUCUUGUUUGGAUGGCACUUUAACUAUUCCUUAUUCAUAUAUUAAUGAUGAUUAUUGUGAUUGUAUUGAUGCAAGUGAUGAACCAGGUACCUCGGCAUGUCCAAAUGGCACAUUUUACUGUACAAAUAGAGGACAUUUUCCUCUUGUUGUGCCGUCAUCACGUGUGAAUGAUGGAAUUUGUGAUUGUUGUGAUGGGUCUGAUGAGUGGGCUAAUAAUGUCCAAAAACAUGCUUGUCAAAACACAUGUGAAUAUCUUAGCUAUGAAGCUAGAAGUGAAGCAAAUAGAAAAAAUAGUUUAUAUGCUCUUGGAUUUAAAAUAAGAGCACAGCUUAUUAAUAAAGGCAAAUAUCUUUUAUUACAGAAACAGAAUAGGAUUCCCUACCUCUUAACCAAAACAAAAGAAGCUCAGUUUAAUAGAAGUAGUAUGUUUAAUGACAAAGAAAUAGCUAAAGAAAAAGAAGAAAAAGCAAUAGAGGAGGAAAAAUCAAAUCAACAAAAUAAAGCAAUCAAAAUAUUUAAUGAAAUUGAUAUUAACAAAAACAAUAAAAUUGAAGUGGAAGAAGUAAUUGCUUAUAGUAUUUUUGAUCAAAACCAAGAUGGCUUGGUUUCACAAGAUGAAAUUUAUUACUUUAUGGAAAAUAAAAAGGAAUUUGAUCUAAAAGAUUUUUUGUCAAAUGGCUGGAAUCGUGUAAACCUGUUAAUUUUUACAAAAUCUUUUGACGAAAAACAACAUUUAGUUAAAAACGUCAAAAAAGAAAUCCUAAAUCAAGAUUUUAAUCAUAAUUCCAAUAAUGAAAUUGAAAAAUAUAAUAUUGAAGAUAUUGAAGCUGUAAGAAUUAAUAAAUUAUUAUAUACUGAAAAAACCAAAAUCAUAAUUGAUGAAUCAAAAAAAGCUCAUGAACGAUUCGAAGAAGCGGACAGAACAGUUAAAGACCUUCAAAAACAACUAUAUGCAUUACAAAAAUCAAUAAGUAAAAAUUUUGGUCCUGAUGACGAAUUUGCUGCUUUAGAUGGACAGUGCUAUGAACUAACUAAUGAUGAAUACAUAUAUAAAUUAUGUCUAUUUGAAAAGAUAACUCAAAGGCCAAUAAAGGGAGGACCUGAAGUAAACUUGGGUGUCUGGAAAGAUUGGACAAACUUUAUCAAUGAUGAACCUCAAUAUCAUACUAUGCUUUAUGAUAGAGGACAAUACUGUUUGAAUCAUUAUCAAAGGUUUGCUUAUGUUCACUUGAGUUGUGGCUUAGAACCUAAACUUAUAUCAGUAUCAGAGCUUAACCGAUGUGAAUACUUAAUGGAAUUUGAAUUACCUUCAGUAUGUGUGAUACAAGACACUAAAUAUCUAAGAGAACUUGAAAGGGAAGAAUUAUAGCCAUCAAUACAUAUACUUAAACCAUUAUUGUGCUAAAGUGAUUUUUAUUCCUCAUCAAUUAAGAAUUUUCAAAUGUUUAUAAAAUAAUGUACAUAAUACAUAUUAGUAAUAGUACUACAAAUGUAUAAAUAAUUACUGUCAUGAUAUCAAAUAUACUAUACUAUGUUACCCCUCUUAUUGAUAAAAUAAAAUUGUUAGUUAAAUUACUUGAGUUAAAUAAAUUCCAUAUUUUUAAAACUAUUGUUAUUUUCAGGUGUACAAAAAACUUAUUAUUUAGGGGUAGAAGGGCUUAGCCGUUUUAGGUUUUAUAUGUUUCCACUUUUACUCUAUAAAAAUAUUUAAUAAUUCUUCUGACAUUUUUUUUUUUUUUUGGGGGAGGGGGUUGAAUCUCUAGUCUCCCUUUGUGUACACGCCUGAUUAUUUUAAUAUUAAAGACUAUAAAAAAAAUAUACACAAAUCUGGAGCAGAUGUGUAUUUUAUACAACUUCCAAAACAAGAAAAAGUGUAUGCCCCUUGAAAUAAUCAGAUUUAAAAAACUCUAUUUUCAAAAGUUGUAAUAAUCAUCUAAAUAUUCACUUACUUUUGAAAUCUAUUUUCCUGGUGUUAUUUAAAAUCCAGGUAAGUCCAGUGUGACCUGAAAAAAAAUUAUAGCGUUUUCUCUUUCAAGAAAAUAAGUACCAAAAUCUAACUAUUCAAUGAGGAAUGGUUGUUUUUCCUUUAGUAAUUUCUGGUCAUUGAAAUGGUUUGAUUUAAAUUUAUGUAUGGUCUAUGCGUAACAUGACUAGAAAUUGCCAGAACUUUUGCUUCUUAAUAAAUAGCCUUCAAAACUUUAUUUCAAACUGAAAAACAAAACACAGUUUUAUUACCUGAAACGCUUAGAAAAAUCUUUGAAUGCCAUCAAGCUAUAAAUUAUUUAAUGUUUAAAUCGGUAGAAAAUUAUUAUCUGAUAAUAAUCUGUAUAGUAUUUGUGUACAUCAUUUAUGUCAGUUCUUUGCUCUACUUGCUCAUAUUAUGGGCAAUGUAUAAUUAUUUAUUAGAACUCAAGUGUAAGAAUUUAUGUCUUUAACAUAAUCUAUUGAUUUCAAACAUUGUGUUUAAUUAGUUUGUUACCUACAUGCAUUUUCAAUUGUAACUUGGAAAUAACUUACAUUUUUCAUAAUAUUAUAUACUAUAUUUAUUCAUAUGAAGCCAUUAAAACAUUGUAAAGAAUAGUUUAGUUCUAAUAGUUAUCAGUUAUUACCAUCAAUUGUCAUAAGCUCGCAUUAAAUAAACAGUUUAAACUAAAUUGUGAUAGUCAAAUAAGGCAUAUGUAUAACAUAAAAAUUAAAAUAUUUUGGGUGUUCAGGUAUUAACAUUUAAACAAAAAAUUCAUUAAAAUUUGUUCCAAGAUAUGUAUGAACGAAUUUAAUAGCUUCAUAUAAAUGCAGUAAUAAAUUAGAAACCAAGGUUAUAUAAGAUAUUAAUUCAUUAAUCACACAUUUUAAAGGAAUCAAAAAUCACAUUUUUUUAAAUAUAUUAUCAGAUAGCAUUAUAUUAUAAUAAGUUUUGGUAAUAACAUGCUGAUUGUAUCCUAAUAUAAUGAUCACAAAAAUUAAAAAAAUUAAAUAAAAAUACUAAUAAAAAAAUGAUUUUUUUAACAUCUUGAUUGAACAUGAACUUCAACAUGAAAAGCUCGUUAAAUUACAAUAUAUAUAAUGUAGUCAAAUUAUGAGUAUUAUAAAUGUCCAAUGAGGCCUUUGUUGAAAUAGUAAACUUAAUUAUAGUACUUGUUUGUUUUGUUCUUUUGCAAUAAUAAAAUUAUCCCCAAAGGCCAGAGGUCUCUUUCACUAAGUAUUAGUCCUGUAUUUUAAACAAUUUAACUAAAAAAAAAUUAUCGUUAAAAAAAAAAAAUAAUAAUAAUAAAUAAUAAUAAAAUU
Molecule: messenger RNA, 3562 nt
Organism: Myzus persicae (green peach aphid)
Lineage: Eukaryota; Metazoa; Arthropoda; Insecta; Hemiptera; Aphididae
Product: glucosidase 2 subunit beta-like
Exons: 9
Coding region: 132-1646 (504 amino acids)
Biological process (GO): N-glycan processing
Cellular component (GO): glucosidase II complex
Molecular function (GO): calcium ion binding; protein binding
Source: RefSeq, a predicted model, not a curated record